UGCAAAAAUAUAAUUUUAUAUACAAUAAGCUUAUGAAAAUAUAAAUACCCAUUAGGAUUAUGGGUUGAAUCAAUCUUAGAUCAGAUCAAUUACUUUAAUUAUGGGUAAUAGUUUCUGUCGUCAAUAUCUUAGCCCCAUUUUAGAGACAUUAACUGAAGUGUCAAAUCUGGUUCUUGCAACUGCAAUAGGAAUAGAUAUGAUGAGGUGCCAUUUGCCUCGCCGGUCAAUCCCAGGUCGCUUUAGUAAGCCAAAUUAAAUUCUCCGUAGUCUAGGGAUACUCAAAACUGUUAUUUCUAUGCUUUAAUGGAUUUGUUUGAACCGAGUAGUUUGAUCUCAUGCCUUCGGAUAUGUUCCAUGUCACGAAAAAGAUUACUGUUCUCGCGAGAUCCGGUCGCGUCGCCUGCGCACGCAAGCUGUUUGAUGAAAUGCGGCACAGAGACACAAUCGCUUGGAACACGAUGCUUAGUAGCUAUUCUCAGUUGGGCCUUUACCGAGAAGCUCUAUCUUUGUUUCGUGACAUGAGAAUUUCCACUGCCAAACCUGACCAUUUCUCGUUCACGGCUACUUUGAGCGCGUGUGCUGGUGCCUGGGAGCUCCACUGCGGGCAGAAAAUUCACGCCCAGGUGAUUGUAUUGGGAUAUAGUUCUUCGUUGCCGGUGAACAAUUCACUUAUUGAUAUGUAUGGAAAGUGUUUAAGUACUUGUAAUGCUAAUCGAGUGUUUGAGGAGAUGGACGUGAAGAAUGAUGUGUCGUGGUGUUCUCUGUUGUUUGCUUAUGUAAAUGGCAGUCAGUUUGACAUCGCUCGUAUUGUUUUUGAUGCCAUGCCAACAAGAGUGGAAAUUGCUUGGAAUACCAUGAUUGCUGGUUAUGCUCGAUUUGGUGAUAUUGAAACGUGUUUUGAUUUGUUUAAGAAGAUGCUAGAGAGUUUCUGUGAAGCGGACCAUUGGACAUUUAGUGCCUUGAUGAAUGCUUGUUCCGAAUCAGAAGAAGGUUUGCCUGGUUGCUUGAUGCAUGCAUUUAUUGUGAAAAGCGGCUGGAACUCUGCAGUGGAGGUAAGUAACUCGAUUUUAAGCUUUUAUGCCAAACUGGGCUAUCAAGAAGAUGUUCUGAAGGUAUAUGAGUGCAUUGAAACUCUUACACAGGUAUCUUGGAAUGCAAUUAUUGAUGCUUACAUGAAAUUAGGAGACACCAACAAAGCAUUUCUUGUGUUUCAAUGUGCGCCUGAGAAGAGCAUUGUUUCAUGGACAUCAAUGAUCACAGGAUAUACUAGAAAUGGUGACGAAGAACAAGCUUUAAGCUUUUUCAGCGAUGCCAUGAGAACUGGUCUCCAGCCAGACAAUUUUACAUUUGGAGCUGUUCUUCACGCAUGCUCCAACUUGGCAACACUAUGGCAUGGUCAAAUGAUCCAUUGUGCUAUAAUUCACUAUGGUUUCCAUGCUUAUACUUAUGUUGGUAAUGGCCUUGUUAACAUGUAUGCUAAGUCUGGGGACAUGCAGGGAGCAAUCCAAGCAUUUAAUGAUAUUGUUGACAAGGAUUUAGUAUCCUGGAAUUCGCUGCUGUUUGCAUUUGGAUUGCAUGGGCAGGCUGCCCAGGCACUAUGGCUCUAUGAAGAAAUGACAGCAAGUGGGAUAAAGCCAGAUAAAGUGACCUUCAUCGGCCUGCUAAUGACCUGUAGCCACUCCGGACUUACAGAAAAAGGUCAGGCUCUUUUUGAAUCAAUGAGUCCAGUUCAUCAGCUUCCCCCUGAAAUUGAUCAUGUGGCGUGCAUGGUGGAUAUGCUUGCUCGAGGUGGGUACUUGAUAGAAGCAACAGAACUGGCUAACAAGUACCAAUGGAUGGAUAGUGCAAGUAUCAGCUCUCGUGAAUCUCUUUUUGGAGCAUGUUUCGCACAUGGGUAUACAGAAAUUGGAGUGAUUCUGAGUAGAGAUUUAAAACUGUUAGAGCCUCAAAAUGAGAUGAAUUAUAUACUGCUGUCAAACUUGUAUAGCGCAACUGGGCAUUGGAAAGAAGCAGAGGCAGUAAGGAAAGCAAUGGCAGAUCAAGGUGUGACAAAAAUACCUGGUUGUAGUUGGAUAGAAGUGAAAAACAAGGUGACGGCCUUUGUGGCAGGAAAGUAUUCACAUCCACUUAUUAAAGAGCUAACUGAAAUUCUGUACUUUCUUAAACAAGAAAUGAGGAAUCCUUACUCACGUCUUGUGGGAUAGAAGGUUUUUAUUUAUUUGGAGAAAAGGUAGGAACGCGAUCCAAAGCACAUUGUGGAGGAAUAGUGCCUAUUAUGCCCCCGGCACACUUGACCUAGCUCAUAACCUUUUAUUACCUCGCUGACAACAUUAUUGGUCCUCUCUACUUGAAAUUGUUACUGUAUAGCAUGGGACCACCCGAGAUUACCGAGUCUAAGAAUCAAAACCAACAACCUCGGACUCACAAAGUGAUGUUUCCAAACCCUCUUACCACUAGGCAACCACCUUUGUAGUAUAUCACCAAUAAUAAAUGAAUGUUGACUUGGAUCAUCAGAAAGACCCUCGGCAUCUUUAAUGGACGAUAGAUGUGUGGUCGUUUGUGGUUACAAUGGAGAAUGUUGUCUUGGGAUUCUUGGGGUUCACUCGAGAGGGCUCUCCAAUGCUCAAAUCAGAUGGAACAUAGGAGAGAAUAAGCAGGCUAUUAAUGAUAGAAUACUAAUGAGGCAAAAUGCUCAGAUGGGAUGAUUAAACAGGUUAUUUAUUAGGUGCCGUUAUACUGGUGGUACUCCUGUUCUGAUAGGAGUCUGACCCGAAGACUUUUGGACAAUUAUUCCCUGUUCAUCAUGUAAUAAAUGCUGGUUUCUCUAUCUCGUGUAGAUGGAUUCACGUUUAUCGUUAUCCCCUAUUUGUCCAGGACUACCUAGAGGGCUGCUCCCCUUCUCGCCACCUCUAGGGCUUGGUUGUGGUGAUUUGGUUUGGCAUUUAUUACGUCCUUGAAGCUGAGAGGUGGACCAUGCAGCCGUAUGUCCUAUAAUUAAAGGCAAAAUUUUGCUAGCUGCAAUUAGGGCAAAUCAUCCUCUUGUUGCAUUCCUUCCAGAAAUGGGCUGUUAUUGUUGAGCCACUUGAUUUAUUCUAGAAAUAGGCAUUUCCUAUUUAGUAGAUCGCCAGAAAUGUAUGGCUACACCAUUGUCUCGGAAGCGAAUAAAUGUAGAACCAGGUGGAUGCAUCCAAGACAAUCUUGCGGUUGACCCUCAUAUCAUGCCCAUCAUUGUAGUAACUGUUGAAAGAGCGCGGUAUGGAGAGCAAUGCAGAAGUGAUGUAUUCUUCUUUCAACCCAUCAGCAAGGCUUAAACCUGCAGAGUCUGUUGGUAAUGCUACAUAACGGUUUACUUCAUAUCUACAUUCUUGAAUCAAUAGAAUGUUAGUACUGCUAGCAGUUGAAGAACUGGGAAUUAUAUGCAGAGAGAAGCCACUGUGUAUUCAUUCCUUUACCAUCAUAUCUUUCUGAAACUGUUGCAUUCCAGGAGUAUGACCUUUUCUUCUUCUUUUCACUGUUUAUUCUUCCUUUUGUCCAGAUUUUUUUGCUUUUGGAAACUCUUGUUUGUUUCAGGCUGAUGACAAACAGUCUUGAGUGUAAGGAGGCUCAUGCCACUUUAUCUGGCUUUAUUAGAUGUUGAAAAGCCAUCUUGAAGUGGCUGUAGGAUUUAUGAAAUAAAUCAUUCAUGAUCUUAGUUUUCUAAUUUACUUUCUUGGUACAUGAAUGCUACUAUACUUAUGUAGAUGGUUCCUUGAACCCCUAAAUUUAUGUAUCUUGAAUUAAUUCUAAUGAGAGAGAACCCCAGUUGCCUA
Messenger RNA from Diospyros lotus (date-plum), 3809 nucleotides. RefSeq names its product pentatricopeptide repeat-containing protein At2g36980, mitochondrial. The transcript is spliced from 2 exons. The coding region runs from base 336 to 2204 and encodes 622 amino acids. Gene Ontology annotation, molecular function: protein binding; RNA binding. The record is from RefSeq and is a predicted model, not a curated record. NCBI's taxonomy places the organism in Eukaryota, Viridiplantae, Streptophyta, Magnoliopsida, Ericales, Ebenaceae. Gene Ontology annotation, biological process: RNA modification.